Messenger RNA from Laetiporus sulphureus 93-53, 2982 nucleotides. RefSeq lists its product as uncharacterized. The transcript is spliced from 16 exons. NCBI's taxonomy places the organism in Eukaryota, Fungi, Basidiomycota, Agaricomycetes, Polyporales, Laetiporaceae. The coding region runs from base 1 to 2982 and encodes 993 amino acids. The record is from RefSeq and is a predicted model, not a curated record.
AUGCGGCUGGAUCUUCAGAAGCUGAAAAGAUGGCUCGUACACACAUCAAAUUCACUCAUUCACUUCGCUGCCCAAUUCAUCGAAAGGCGACCUCUGGCCAGGCUGCUUUCGACAUUUCUGUGCUGUUUGGCCAUAGUUAUCCGUCCUGUAGCACAUUUGGGUGGCGCCUACGCGUUCUUGGUUCUCCCUUUCCUGGCGUUGAUCUUCAGCGUACAGGAGAGUCUCGCCCAGCAGCUGGAAUUGACCGUCUUGAACAUCAUCGGUGCUCUGUGCGGGAUUGGCUUCUCUACCCUUGGAAAGUACAUUGCCUCCUUGACCCCUGAUGACAGCGCCAGGUCAAGAGCGGCGUGUGCUAUCUUCUUGGUAGCAAUCAGCUUCUUUGCUGGCCUCAUCAAAAGUAGACUGGUUCGUUUGACACUGUCCAUGCGCAUCUCGCUAUUCGUCUCUAUUUGGCUGCUCACUAUCAACAUAGGUGAUUCCUCGAGAGUUUUGCUUGAUUCAGGGUACUUUCUCUACGCAACGCUCGCACCCGCCUCCCUCGCCCUAGUCGCGCUGCUUAUCGUCAUGUCCGUACUCCGAUGGUCCGCUUCCAGUUUCGAGAGGGAGAUGGCAAGAACAUUUGCUCUACUAGCCCGAUGCGUAUCUAUAAGCCUCAAUGGUUUGGGGGAAAAGCAAAAAGAUAUAGCUGCAGAUCCCGCGGAGUAUCUUUCGUUGCGCAACCAGCUGUUCAAACAGUCGAUCAUGCUUAAUGAGACGUACUCCCAAGCAGCGUUCGAGCUGCGCCUCGGACGGCUGAGCUUGAAGGCCGUUCGACCCCUGAUAGGCAUCGUCGAGCAUAUUCGCCGAGAACUGGCAUGGGGAAUGUCUACUUUGCAACCCCAGUCUCCCGGCUUCAGCCGGGCCUCCUCUCGUCGACCUUCUGCAUCUCGUCGGUCUUCAGCUCACCGCAUCCGACAUCGCGCUACGCUGCCAUCGCACGACAAGUUUAUUUCCGCCAUCCGAGCCCCGGCGCUGUCUCUCGGGCAUGCGAUUAUCUCCGCCAUGCAUUCCGUAGAGCUGUUGAUCGUCGUUGCGUAUGAUCAAGACCAGUCUUCGUUCCCGCCCGGCGAUCCCGCACGCGCCGCUUCCUUGAAGGCGUGCUCCGUGAAGUACUCUAUACGAGUAGCGGAACAGGCUCUGGUCAAAGCGCGAAACGAGGCGCGCGAGCGGCUCGGAAAUAUAUUCAAUGAGAUGGAUCUGGAAGGCAGAGCACUGGCCAAGAACGUCGACUAUUAUCCGAAGGAAGUGCUCGAUGGCAGUCUCACGAUGAUUGCGCUUUUACAGAUGGCCCACGAAAUGCGGACAGCGCUGCAGAUUGCCGAGCGUAUGUACAACGAGUAUGAAGAGUCCCACGUGCGCCUCUGGUACCCUCACAUCAGCCUUUCAUGGCUGGGCGUCCCUCCGCGAGCACUUAUCAGUGACGACCGCGAUGCGACGCUGCAAAUCCGUGCGAGUGUGGACCAUACACCUUGGACGGAAGACGCGGACGUCAAUCUAACGACCACUGAGACACACGAGGCGCUCGCUGAGAUGGGGUACACAAUUGGUGAGAAGCGGUUGCCGAGUGGAUUGAGCUACUCGACAUUGACGAAGGAGAACGUCGAUGGCAAGCGGAAGCGGAAGCGCUCGUGUUGGCUGUCUUUGUCGGCACCGUUUGCAGAUUUAUGGGCGCUGCCAUGGAUGCUGCGAUUCAGGAUUAUGACGGCGAGAGUCAACCGGGCCGUGUUACACUCAAAUCAUCUGCACCACGCGAUAAAGAAUGCUAUUGGUGUUGCCAUUCUAUGUUUUCCGGCCUUUAUGCCUCCCGAUUCCCGAGGAUUCAAGUGGUUCUCCUCCUGGCAUGGACAGUGGAUGGCGAUCAGUUAUGUAUGGGUUCUUGAGACAAAUACAGGAGCUACGUGGAGGAUGGGAUAUCUCCGCCUUGUCGGCACCACGCUGGCAGCCAUAUAUGCUUAUAUUACGUGGCUCAUCUGCCACGUGAACCCAUAUGGCCUCACGGUAAUGGUUACGGCUGCAGACAUUCCGUUCACCUGGAUGGUAACGAAAACCACCCUCACGCCAUUAGCCGUCCCUGCCGCGGUUACAUUGCCGAUCAUCGCUUUCGCGCAGUAUGUGGAUCCUGAUCCCUCUGAAUCCGUCUUGAAACUCGCUGCAAUCAGGGCGUUGAUGAUUGCAGUGGGUAUUGUUGGCGCAUUGUUGAUGAACAGUUUGGUGUUUCCGCGCCAUUGCCGGGUUGUGUUUCUUUCCGACACCAGUCGGACACUCAGUUUGCUCAGCCAGCUGUAUAUGACUCUCGGCCAUGAUAUAUUCCGGAAGCAGCCCGCAUUCGAGCAUCCGGAACGACACAAGAUGCUCAAGCUCGAGCUUGAGAUACGAAACAGCCUUUACCGUCUGUCUGUCCUUAUCACGACUAUGCACGAUGAAAUCAGUUUGCUUCCGAAACCCUUGGCGCAUUAUCGUCAAACUGUGACCGUCAUGCAAAAAUUCCUGGACGUCAUGACCGGUCUGCGUAAGAUCAGAGAGAAUAUACCCCGCAGAGAGACUGUUGCAAGAGUCUUCAACGAACGACGAGAAUUUAUGUCUUGCGUUUGCAUCACCCUCUACGCAUGUCAGCAUGCCUUCCGUGCACGCGAGCCGCUCCCGCAAUUCAUACCCUCACCCAAGCACGCUCUCGAGAAUCUCGAGCAUCACGUCCAAGAUAGCAUCAGACAGGCUCGAGAGGAAGAUGCGUAUGCAAUGGGUUUAUCGCUGGUCUAUGCGUUCGCAGAGCAAGAGGUCCUCAAGAACAUGGUGGUCAUUUUGGAGGAGUUGCUUGAAAAUACCGGACGGUUGUUCGGGACAUCGGCUUGGCUGACGCACGAACAACAUUUGUCGAUGAUGAGUUUGCCGGAGGAGGACGGGGAUAAUGGAUGGUACAGUACUUUCAGGUGGGAAGAGGUCUGA